AUGGCAAACUCAAGAAGCGAAAAGGAUUUCUUUCAGGAUGAAUUAGAAGAAGAAAAUGUGAUACUCACAUUGGUUCCAAUAAGCGAGGAACAUAAUGAACAUCAAAUGGAACCAAGUGUUUCUUCAACCUCAGACAGCAAACUGACAGCGCCUGGGACAAACGAUAAAGUUAAUCUUCCUCAAAUGAAUGAACAAUUCAAAGAUGGCCCAAAACCAAUCCUUCCCUUGCCAACCAAUUUGCCAUCAUUUAAUAAAGUGCGUCACGACACUUUGCGGAACUGGUGCCAACAAUUGAAUUUGAGUACCGAUGGUAGGAAAAUAGAGGUUUAUCUGAGGCUCAGCGAACACGCUUAUUUUGAAAAAAAGCGAGUGAAUAGGAAGCAUGGAGACAAUGUAAAGAAUGUUGCUGAAACACCAGAGGAGGCCACAUUGCAGUCAUGUUCGGGGAAACUGACCAAGAGAUCAAGGAGUAAGAAAAGUCAUCAGAUGAACAAAAGAGAGGAAGAGACUCAUACGGUUGAGAUGACCAUGACCAAUACAGUGGAAGUGAUAACUUCAGCUCGUGAGGCCAUGCUGGCAGCAUGGUCAAGAAUUGCUGCAAGAGGCUCGCUAUCUAAGGCUGCGAAUUCAUACAGCAUUCCUAUUUCUGUUGAGAAUUUUCUGCUGCAAACAUCUGGUGUCAGGUGGUGUGUGGUCCAUGGCAGACAUCUCUUGGCAGACAAAAAGGGUUGGGUUCGCCUGCAGUUCCACGCAGGUCAGACCUGGGUGCCUGACACUCCCACGAAGAUGAUUUCUCUCUUACUUUUACCGGCCUGUACAUUCCCAUCCCCAGACCUAGAAGAUAACAUGUUAUGCCCUGACUGUGUUAAGAGGAAUAAAAGGAUGGUGGAGAAAUUAGCUAAAAUGAGGAAGAGAUAA
Messenger RNA from Myotis daubentonii (Daubenton's bat), 918 nucleotides. RefSeq names its product developmental pluripotency associated 2 (gene DPPA2). Gene Ontology annotation, molecular function: chromatin binding. The record is from RefSeq and is a predicted model, not a curated record. NCBI's taxonomy places the organism in Eukaryota, Metazoa, Chordata, Mammalia, Chiroptera, Vespertilionidae. Gene Ontology annotation, cellular component: nucleus. Gene Ontology annotation, biological process: system development. The coding region runs from base 1 to 918 and encodes 305 amino acids. The transcript has 8 exons.